This is a messenger RNA of Macroventuria anomochaeta, 2415 nucleotides long. RefSeq lists its product as uncharacterized. Gene Ontology annotation, molecular function: RNA binding. The record is from RefSeq and is a predicted model, not a curated record. Bases 1 to 2415 code for a protein of 804 amino acids. The transcript is spliced from 5 exons. NCBI's taxonomy places the organism in Eukaryota, Fungi, Ascomycota, Dothideomycetes, Pleosporales, Didymellaceae.
AUGACAUACAGCCCACCACAGCAAGCAGAGCAUAUCCGUCAUCAACAAUUGACACCAGAGUCGCCGCGCCCACAACAAAUUCCCUCGCCUGCGAACAUCCCCAUCCUGAGUCUUGAUAUGCAGAUGGACCCUGUCUUUGACGAGUCUGCCUACAACACCCAGAAUGCCACACCAGCUCUACAGUACCCGUCCGCCGCGUCGCAUACACUGAACGUCCCGUCGAACACCGCGCCGCAAUUCGCCGAUCAGUCGCAUGUAUCAGGCUUCCAAGAUGUAGGAGCGCAGUCCGCUGAGGGCUAUGCGCAAACGGGCGGGCCUUCAUCAGCAUACGGCGGCGCAACGGGUACGCAGACGCAAGAUACCUCUUCAAUCCACAACUAUUCUGCAUCGCACCAAACAGGCGCUUCGUCCAACCAUGAUGCGCAAGUUGCAUCCUCUCAGAACCAAUCUGCGUACCCAUUUGCCCAUAAUAAUGCGUACACCGCCCAGCCGGCUCCCGUCCAGUCUGCCCAAGGCGCUCACUAUCAGACUGAGGCCACUGCUGGCGGCAAUGUUGACGUACAAGCCUUGUUGGAUUCUUUGACGCCUUCUGCACACAAUGCGCCGUCCGGCCAAUAUGCUUCUCAGUUGUCAUCCCUGUCUGCCCAGCCGCAAGGCAGCGCCUCAGCUUCAUUACCUCAGCCGGCGUCCAACCUCCCUCCUCGACCACCUGCGCAAGAGAAGCCUGCCACGCACCCCAACUAUGACCCCAGCGAUGAUAUUAGGUCAUAUCAUCCCGGCAGCCAGAUGCCGUCUAACAUACAGCAGCGCGGCAAUGGGCAAUCGCAGGCUCCAAAUGUGGGAGUUCAGCAGUCAUCAGCGAUAUCACGACCAGCUCAGAGCUCACCUGCACCGGGCACUGGUCAGGCACAGGCUCAGCGGAGUGCAUCACCGGGCGACGACGAGGAUAUACGAUGGGGUCCGGAGGUGAACAGGCUGUAUGAAGCAUUUCUGGACCAGGAGAGGAAGUUUGUGACUGAAGGACAAUGGGAUCAAUUUCCAAUGGGCUCGCGUCUCUUCAUUGGCAACCUCCCUACUGAGAAAGUUACAAAGCGCGACAUCUUCCACCGAUUUUACCGACACGGCAAGCUUGCACAGAUCUCGAUCAAACAAGCGUAUGGCUUCGUUCAGUUCCUGGACUCCGAAUCAUGUCGACGAGCAUUGGACACAGAGCAGGGACAAGCAGUGCGUGGUAGAAAGAUGCAUCUAGAGAUCUCUAAGCCACAACGAAACACAAAGAAGGCACCGGAACCACAGAACACAAACGGAGGUCGUCGCCGCUCACGAUCGCCUGACUAUAGCCGAGGCGGCACAGGACCUUCUCGAGAUGGAAGAUAUGGUGGACCUCAUAACUCCAUAUCACCCAGGGAUCGAGAUAGACGUUUCUGCGACAGGGACGACUACCGACCCAUGCGCUCUCCUUCCCCUCGCGGCCCACCUCGAGGUAUGCGGUCAAGAGAUAGGAGUCGUGACAGAUAUGAUGGCCGGUAUCGUAGUCGAUCACGAACGCCUCCUCGUCGAUACAGGAGUCCAUCACCAAGGCGUGACACAGAUUACGACUUGGGUCUUCCUCGCAGGCCGCCGCACGAGGUACCUGAUAUCCAGGUCCUUGUACUCAGCGAAGGACUUCCUCGCGACUUCAUCCGAUAUGUUGAAGACACAUUCCGCACCCAAAACCUGCGUAUUAACGUCCUCAUCAUGAGCCCUCGUCUUCCUGAGGCAGCAGUCGUGCGGAGACAAAUCAUCGAAGGCGUUUUGGCCAUCGUGAGGCUUGACGCUGGCUCUCUUGCAAAAGGCAAGGUCAAUGUCCAAGUCUUCGACCGGCGCGGUGGUGCUGGCAACGUUCAAUUCAAUGAAUAUGCCGACCUCGACCUCCUCACAGCUGCUAUGCUCGUCAACAACGCAAAGCAGACCGCUCAAGCAGUCCAGCCACCUGCACCGGCGUAUGGUUAUAACCCGCCCCUGGCACAGUACACCCAAUCCGCCCCAAAUCCCUUCCCACCUGCCCCGGCCGCCCAGCCCAACAACAUCUCCAACAUUAUUUCCUCUCUCGACCCAAACACCCUCUCGCAACUGCUCGGCGCCAUGUCGCAACAGAACAAUAUGCCCCAGAACCCCCAGCCUGUACCUGGUAUAAACGCGGAUCUGGCACGCCUUCUUGCCCAAGUCUCUAGCCCUAGUCAGACUCCCGGUUUCACCUCUUCUGCUCAGUCACAGCUCCCACAACUCGGCCAACCCCAAUACUCGGCUCUCGCUGCCAUCCUCGGUGGUCAACCACAAACCGCCGCCCCACCUGUCCAAACACCGACACAACAACCCGGAGGUGCUCCUGAUAUGAACGAGAUUAUGGCACAGUUGGCCAAGUACCAGCGCUGA